This is a messenger RNA of Varanus komodoensis (Komodo dragon), 1585 nucleotides long. It is a transcript of the gene HSD11B1L, whose product is annotated as hydroxysteroid 11-beta dehydrogenase 1 like. The record is from RefSeq and is a predicted model, not a curated record. Gene Ontology annotation, cellular component: intracellular membrane-bounded organelle. NCBI's taxonomy places the organism in Eukaryota, Metazoa, Chordata, Lepidosauria, Squamata, Varanidae. The coding region runs from base 193 to 963 and encodes 256 amino acids. The transcript has 9 exons. Gene Ontology annotation, molecular function: oxidoreductase activity.
AGCUGGUUUUGCUGUCUACACAUGCCUAUUACUUAAAAGGGAUGAAACCAGAAUGGCCAAUCUCUGCCCCCAUGAGGGCUCAAGGCAGCUUACAUCUCCUCCUCCAUCUUAUCCCCACAACAACAACCCUGUGAGGUGCACACUGGCAGUAAAGAAUGAGCCCAUCUCCCACCAGGACCAGCUGCUGAACCCAUGCGGAGCAUGUUUAUAUGUCCAGCUUUUUUGCACUUAUUAGUUGUAGAAAAACAUCACAGCAAAAAGCAUUCUGUUACUUUUGUACAAGUCUGGGCGAAGAUGUGGAUCCUGCCGAAGGUGCUCUGUGGUGUUGCUAUUGUGGUGGGCUAUGUGGCUUUCUUGGGAAAGACACCUUUGACCCAGGUGAUGGAGAAAUUCCUGAAGCUUGGAGCCAAGAAAGUCUUCUGCUUCCCCGCUGACAUGGCUUCUCCAGAAGAACCCAAAAAGCUAGUUCAGUUCACAUUGGAACACCUGGGGGGCUUGGAUUAUGUGGUUCUCAACCACAUUGGCUGGAUUCCUUUUGCAGUGUGGGAUGGAGAUGUGGACCACAUACGUGGGCUAAUGCAGGUAAACUUCCUUAGCUACGUGACUUCAGCUGCUGCUGCUCUGCCUGCCUUGACAGAGAGCAAAGGAUCACUCCUCGUUGUCUCCUCCCUUUUAGAAAGAAUUGCAACCCCUUUCAUGACCACCUACUCUGCCACCAAGUUUGCCCUGGAAGGCUUCUUCGGGUCCUUUUGCCAUGAGCUGGCCAUGAAGAAGAAGGAUGUGAGCAUGACCCUCUACAUCCUUGGAUUAACUGACAUGGAGUUAUCCUUGAAUAAGACGAGGGAUGUGACUCUGACAGCUGCCCCUGCUUCCAAGGCAGCCUUGGCCAUUGUGAAGGGAGGGUCCACCAGGGCCAGAGAGGUCUUCUACCCUUGGACAAUCCAGAUGUUGUGUUGGAUUUGAGAUUGGUUCCCAGCACAACGGGACAUGAUUCUACACAGCAUGUAUAACUACGAACCAUCUAGUAUCUAGACCAACUUUUGCAGCCUGGGGUUUCAACUUCAUGGAUGGAGACAAUGGGAGCUGGAAGUUUCAGGGUGGGGAAGCCUGGUCUAAAUGGGGGUUGCCCAGAAAUACAGAGGAUCUCCAGAUGUUUUAGAACAGCUCCCAGUAUCCCUGACCUUAUUGACAGGGGCUUCUGGGAGUGGAAGCCCAAAGUACCUGGAGAUCUACCUGCUGCCCAUGUGUGGCCUAAAUUAUAUAUUCCUUCCAAGGUAUUGAGUUUCAUUCCUGUUGACAAAACUUGUGCACAAGUGCUGUUUGCAGUCCUAAAUGGACAGAAAGCCUUGGCUAUUGGGUGGUAUAAGAAUGAAAAACAAAAGUGGAAAUGCAAUUCUCAGGAAAUUUCCAGUGUGUCAAACCUGUGGUCACUUUCAGAAAUGUGCAGAUGUGCUAAGGGCACAGUUCUGAAAUGCUGCAGAGGUGCAUUUCCCAUGUGUGUCUUCAUGUUCUAACCUAUGUGGGAAAACAGGUGUUUUCCCUUGGCAAAACUGCACAUUAGAAAUAAAUAAAAUUUAAAUACAAA